AUGAAUGCCGAAAUCAACUAUGCUGGCUUUCAUGGCCGGCUUACUCGAGUGCAACAACUGCUCCACGAUCGCGGUCUUCAGGUUUUCAAUAUCAUGCCCAUGGCAUUUCACCCAAACAAUGAACCCUCGACACUGAACAACUUCUUGUUCAAGGCGGAGUUGGCCAAGCCGGCCAUGGCAUCAAACUUCCCUGGCACGCAGCCUGGCACCUGCAAAGCCCCAGCAGAGGGCGUUUCUGUGCUCGUUGUCAAACUGAACAACCCGGCAGCCGAGGACUUUAUUAACCACUCCAACCGAGUGGCGAACGACGUGGCGGCGCAGAAGCUAGUACGCGAGUACCUCGCAGAUUCCAACCAUCGUACUAUGAAGCAGGUGGUCCCGAGCGUAUACGCCUGGGCGCCCGCCAGAACUACCAACCCCGCCGAUGCGGCUGGAUUUGGUUGGAUCAUAUCGGAGUUCCGCAGCGGCGUGAAUCUGGCGUCUGUUUUCGGCAAAUUCCCGUUCGAUGAAAAGAAGCAUGCAUUGAAGCAGCUGAAGGAUAUCCUCCGGGCAGUCCGUUCCGCAAAGCUCCCCGAGGGCGUGACCAAAUUCGGUGGCGGCCUCACCUUUGAUUCCGAGGGACAGGUCGUGGACGGAGAAUCGCCGACCGAGGAAAUCAUGGAGCCGGCUAGCUCAUACCUGGAGUGGUUAGUUGGCCACACUCGUGCCGAGCUCGAUGCAGCCUCCGAGUGCCGAAUCAUCCAGCGUUGGCAAGGCAGCGGUGUCAUCGCCAGGAUCGAGAAAUUCCUCAACGGAGGCGGCCCUGAAAAGCUCCUUGCUGACCUCGACAUUGGCCGGAAGGGCCAGGCGCUGAUCCACGCCGGCCUAAACACCGGAAACUUGCUGUGGGACCUGGACAAGAGAGAAAUCACAGCGGUCCUGGACUUCGAGUUUGCCGUCGUCAACCACCCUUUUGAAGAGUUCGACAGCUUGUCUUUUACCGACCUCGGCGGUUCUCUCGAAUUUGACACCGCCGGCCCAAUCCGGGAGGCCGUCGCCUCGGGCGACUUCACGAAGACACCGGACGCGGACGAUAUACCACCUGAGAAAUGGAUGCUUGCCAAGGAAUGGAACGCGGUGCUGGAUGACCUUGCUCCAAGCAAAAUCAAAGGCUUGGGCGGGAUUCUUGACCUCCUGCAGCUGCAGUUUCUCCUGUUUCAGUUCAGGGACAGCAUGGAGGUCAUCAGCAUUCGGUUCGGCCUCGCAAACCUCACGGAGGAGCUGCUACCUCCCGCGCAUGCAGCACUGGUGGAGUGGCUGGAGAAGCAUGGUUUCUAG
Diaporthe batatas is the source of this 1317-nucleotide messenger RNA. RefSeq lists its product as uncharacterized. The record is from RefSeq and is a predicted model, not a curated record. The transcript is spliced from 3 exons. NCBI's taxonomy places the organism in Eukaryota, Fungi, Ascomycota, Sordariomycetes, Diaporthales, Diaporthaceae. The coding region runs from base 1 to 1317 and encodes 438 amino acids.